Molecule: messenger RNA, 1425 nt
Organism: Psammomys obesus (fat sand rat)
Lineage: Eukaryota; Metazoa; Chordata; Mammalia; Rodentia; Muridae
Gene: Fev
Product: FEV transcription factor, ETS family member
Biological process (GO): cell differentiation; regulation of transcription by RNA polymerase II
Cellular component (GO): nucleus
Molecular function (GO): sequence-specific DNA binding; DNA-binding transcription factor activity, RNA polymerase II-specific
Source: RefSeq, a predicted model, not a curated record
AUGAACAAUGGAGAGGACUCCAGUAUCUUCUCUUGGAUUCCGAAUCUGUAUCCUGAAGUCUCCAUCCCGGGCUCAUUAGGAUUCCGUGGACUGCCUCUCCUUACCUGCACCUUUCCGCCUUUGACUGGCAACGAGGAACUCUCCCCUGAUUUACAGCAACUGGGAGCGUCGCUCCUGGACCCCCUCCCUCCUCGCCACACCCCAGCUGCCCGCUCCCGCCAGGCCUCGCCGGACCGGGCGACGUCUACAGUCUUCCCCCGUCACCUACAGUCGCCUCGGGCGGGGAUCGUCGGCACCCAAAGCGCCAAGCCGACGUGCCCCCCUCCCCCUUGAAGCCCACCCCCCCACCUCCCACCGCCCAGUCCCCCGGCAGCGAUGAGACAGAGCGGCGCCUCCCAGCCCCUGCUGAUCAACAUGUACCUACCAGAUCCUGUCGGAGACGGCCUCUUUAAGGAAGGGAAGAGCCCGAGCUGGGGGCCGCUGAGCCCCGCGGUACAGAAAGGCAGCGGGCAGAUCCAGUUGUGGCAGUUUCUGCUGGAGCUGCUGGCGGACCGCGCGAACGUCGGCUGCAUCGCGUGGGAGGGCGGCCACGGCGAGUUCAAGCUCACCGACCCGGACGAGGUGGCGAGGCGGUGGGGCGAGCGCAAGAGCAAGCCCAACAUGAACUACGACAAGCUGAGCCGCGCGCUGCGCUACUACUACGACAAGAACAUCAUGAGCAAGGUGCACGGCAAGCGCUACGCCUACCGCUUUGACUUCCAGGGCCUGGCGCAGGCCUGCCAGCCUCCGCCCGCGCACGCCCACGCCGCCGCCGCUGCCGCCGCCGCCGCCGCCGCCGCCGCCCAGGACGGCGCCCUCUACAAGCUCCAGGCCGGCCUGGCCCCGCUGCCCUUCCCGGGGCUCUCCAAACUCAACCUGAUGGCGGCCGCUUCGGCGGGCGUCGCGCCCGCUGGCUUCUCCUACUGGCCCGGCCCCAACGCCACCGCCGCCACCGCCGCCGCCGCGCUCUACCCCACCCCUGGCCUGCAGCCCCCUCCCGGCCCCUUUGGGGCGGUGGCCGCGACCUCGCACUUGGGGGGUCGUUAUCACUAACUCCGACCUGCCCCUGCCGGGUGGCCAGCCCCAUCCUCAUUCCGGGGGCGGGGCGGGGGGGAGCCCCGACGCUCUCUCCCCGACUUUCUCCUUGCAGCAGCCGCUCUCCAGCCCGGGGGAAGAACGGAUUGGAAGCCUCCGGGGUCUUCCUUGAACACUAGGCUUCCGGGUCCCCCAUUAUUUUCACCCCCAGAAGGGCUACUGUGCUCCCCACUUUAAUCUCUCUCUUCCAGGUCUCCAGAUUCUGAAACUCCCUCGUCUUUUUCUCUUCUUCUCACCUACACCCCGUGAGUCCCUCUUUAUGACCCCCAUUUUUCUAGUUUCUUUCCUCGU